AGGGCAUUUUUAUGAAAAUUUUCUAAUUUUGAUAUAGUUUGCACCAUUCUUUUGUGUUGUGUCAACAUCGCCAUGAAGCUUUAAUUUUUGAUAAAUAUAUUAUCAUAAUCAAACUAAACUGUUUACAAGUUGCAUUGCAAUUUCCGGAAAGAUUCUUGUUGAAUGCUGCCUGGAUCCGAUUGAAGUGAAGAUGGAUGCUUUCAUCAAGGCUAAAGAUGAUGAAAUUGUCAAGUUAUUGGCUGACAAUCGUGAAUUAUCAGAAGAACUUCGCCAAUGUCAAGCUGAUAAAGAAUUUGUUUGGUCGUUAUGGAAACGCCUUCAAGUAUCAUCUCCAGACUUGACUCAGGCAAUAAGUUUGGUUAUGCAACGUGAAAAAGAGAAAUGUGAAACAAAAGACAGAAAAGUUCUUGAAAUCCUUCAGUCGAAAGACGAACAGAUCGAAAAUUUACAAGAUACUGUGACAUCUUUGAAGAAAGAAGUUGAUAAAUUAGUUCAAAUGAAAUCGUCUUUAGAAGAGACAAGAUCAUUAUUAACAACAGAAAAUGAAGAACUGAAACGAAACAAUGAUGUAUUGAAUGAAAGGAUGGCAAGGAUAGAGGCAGUAGGAAAGGAUCAUUCUGUUGGGUUAAAAAAAUCUGUUGAAGAUUUGAAGGAACAAAGAGAUUCCUUGAAUGAUAAGGUGACCAAACUUUUGAUUGAUCUGCAAACAGCUAGAAUGGAGUCGCAGACAAAUGAGGCUGAAAAUGAGAAGUUGAAAAGGAAAUGCAAAAGUUUAGAAGAAGAUAAUGGAGAACGUAUGACUAAAUGUCAAAAAUUACAAGCUGAGAGAGAAUCAUUAUCUGAAGAAGUAUUGAAAUUAAAGACUGAUUUAUCACAUUAUCGAGACGGUGAAGAUUCAGCGAGAAGAGAACUUGAUUCUAAAUCUCAAAGUCACUUUGAAAUAAAACAAUCUUAUGAGCAAUUGAAAAGUCGCACAGAAGAACAAAAGAGUAUUAUUUUACAACUCCAAUCACUCAACAAUGACGCGCAAAGUGUUUUAAAAGAUCAAGAGAAAGCAUAUAAAGAAGAAUUAAGCAAAAGUCAUAAAAUUUAUUCAGAACUAGCAAGAAAAUACGAAUCACUGCAAAAAUCAUACCAUAAUCUUGAAAGAGUUCAUGAAGAUUUGAAAGAAAACGCAGAAACGCUAGGCAUAACAUCGCGUAAAACAGGGAAAGACAACUGGAAAAGAGCACUGGCAAUGGCAUCUGGUCAUAGAAGAAGAAGAACUACUAAUGUUGAUGAAGUCGAUGAUUUAGAAGUUCAUGUUGCUUCACAACAAGACGAGAUCGAUGUAUUACGGAGAAGAUUGAAAGAAAAAACUGUUCAAUUGGCAGAAAUGAAAAAUUCAGACUAUUUUCCUGUGAGAGAUAAUGGAAAAUUUUUGUCAGAACAUACAUUCUCACCAAUCAUUGAAAGAAGAGGAAGAGAUAAGGAGUUGCCGGGUCAAAGGUCUGCUCGUUCUUUAUCACCGAAUGGUCGUCAAAUGUCUUUUGUAAAUCGACGUUUGCAAGCAACAGAAGAAAAACUAGAUUCAACAAAACGAUUACUGGAUUUGAAAAAAGAUGAAUUAAAACAAUUACAGAAAGCCCAUGACAAGCGUUUGGGAAGAUUAAAAGAAGUUCAAGCCCAUUACAGGGAGCUGAAAGAAACUCUUUCUGAAAAAGAUGUCCUUUCUCCAAGAAAGAGCAAAUCUAAAAAGAAAACGAAACGUCCUAAUAUUAUGGACAUGAGACAGGAAGAUUGUGAUGCUGUUUGGAAUGAACUUGCUUACUAUAAAAGAGAAAACAGGAAUCUAAUACACGAAAAACUUUCAUUAGAAGAAGACUUGGAUAAUUUGAGAGUGCAAGCAGCAAUGGAUAAAGCAACAGUUCAAGAAUUGAAUAUGUGUUUAAAACAAGAAAAAGAUGACCUCAUGACAAAACUGAGAAAUAAUAUGAAUGGAAAUAGAUUAAGUAGCACACCUAAGAAAAGAGAAACAUCUCCUGAUAAAGCAGGUUCCCCUGUUUCAUUCUUAAACACAACUCUUCGUCAUAUCGUAAAAAAUCUUGAAAGAAAAUUAGAAAAUGCAACAGAAGAUACAAGACUAUUGAAAAAAGAAAAAAGCCAGCUUCUCAAGGACAUAAGGGUGAUUAAAGAAGAAAAUAAAUCACUGAAGCGUGACGUCACAGACAGUCGACAAUCGAGUGCAAAUCUACGCAGAGAUAUUGUUGAACUUCGGCAUAAAGUUGAAUUAGCAGAAGACAAAAAACUUGAAGCAGAAUUUGAAGCAAAGAAUAAACUAAAGGAAGCUGCAAAUGAAAGAGCAAGUAAUAUAGAAAGCAGAGAAGAAAUAAAUGCACUCAGGGCCGAGAAUAAUGAUCUGCGGGCAGAAUUGACUGAUCUGAAAGCUGAAUUGAGAGAAAUAACGAAUUCUCUCGAAGCUGCUGAAGUGGAAGCAACUUCAAGAACACAGACUAGUGCUCGUAACACAAUACCUUCACUUUCAGCAAGAACAUCAUCUACCAAAUUGAGCACAGAUUCUGCUAGAAAGCAUCAGAAAUUUUUGAAUAAUUCAAUCAGAAACAUGAGAGAAGCAUUCGGCAAAGAAUCAACUGUUGACUCUGAAAAUGAUUCUGAUUCAGCUAGUCUCGGUGAAAGAAUUGUGAGAGCUGCACGAUCUGUACCUGGAUUAACAGAUUCACAAGCAUCUGACGAUGAUGAUGAUGAUACGUUAACUAAAGAUGAUGUUCCUGAUUUAAGACCAGUCUCUUCUAAGCUUCCAAAACGAACCAAGUCAUCUUCUAAAUAUGGAGGGAAUGAUCUCACUUCACUCAGACAAAGAUUAUCCUCAAUGCAGAGACAAUGUUCUACUUUGAUUACAGAAAGACAGAAUGCUUUAAAAGAGGUCAGUGAUGAGAAAGACAAGAAUACACUUCUGGAAUCUGAGAUUCAAGGUGUUCAAAAUAGACUGAAAUCUGCAAAAGCAUCAAUCCAAAAGUUACAUAGAGAAGUAGAAGUAAUAUCAAGAGAAAAAGAAGAACUUCAACGUAACUUGGAAUCUGUUAAAAAUUCUAUGCCUGAACCUCAGAAACAUUCAGAUACUGACUAUAGACUGUUGGAAAAUAAACUGAGGAUGGCUAAUGCUGAUGCUCAUCACUAUAUGGAUCAAAUGAAAAAAUUGCAAAAGGAAAAUGAAGAAAAAAUAGAAACAGUUACUGGUAUGAAAGAAAAACUUACCAGGCUUGAACGUGACAUUACAAUGAAACGACAACUUAUAGAAGAACAAAGAGCAAAAAUAAAAGCAGCAGAACAGAGUAACCAGACUGAGCAAGAGACUAUGUCUGAACUAGAAGCACAAAUAAGACAAUUAUCAGAAGAACUUUCCCAUAAGAAGAAUUACAUUGAUUCAUUGAAAAAACAAGUCCAAGCUGUCGGAAGAGACAAAGCAAGAUAUGAACAAUCUUAUAAUGAAACUAAAUCAGAGUUAGAAAAAAGGCGUGAGCAAGUAUCGGUUGAACAAGCUCGAAAGCUUGAGGCUGAAAAUCUUGCGAGUCAAUUAGAAAAUACUGUUGAACAACAACUAAAUACUCUUGCUUCAAAAAGUGAACAAGCGUUAGAAAAGAUGCAAACGCAGCUUUCAAUCAGCCAGGAAAAGAAUAGAGAAUAUUCAACUUGUAUACAGAUCUUAUCAAGUCAAUUAUUGGAUCAUCUGAGUCAUAUAAGAAACACAAUAUAUAACCAGAAACAGACUGCAAGACAGGAAGCACAAAUUAUGAGGGAAUCUGAUCCUUCUAUGUCUCGUGCACAGUCAAUUGCAUGUUCCAUAUUAAAUAUGUCAAAAGCAGAUUUCGAAGAAUUGAUGACACCAGUCGAUUCUAAGAAAAGAGACGAAGAAGAACAAAACAAAUCUGAUGAAAAGAGAUUAGAUAGAGAUUGGAAAAUGAAAGUAGAGGAAAUAGCUGCUGAAACGCCACCAUUUGCGAAGUCGCUCAAUCGUUUGCUGUGGGAUAAAAUACAAGAUGCUAUUCAUAUGGUGGAAGAAAAAUGUCGUUUGCAGUAUGAAAUUGCUGCGGAAAAGACUUGAUGUUUUACCAUUUAAACCUUAAUUUUUUUUAUUUUCAUAUAUCCAAAGAUAUUGUUUAUUAUUAUUAUUACCUUUUGUUCAGGUAGGGGUUUAGAAUUAAAUUAUAUUUAAUAAUACUGGUUAGAUUUUGAUAUUUUAAUUCAUAGGUGUGGCCUUAGUAAAGUAGUUUUUCAUAAUAAUAUACAUCUGCCUCGUAUGUUUUAUUACCAUCAUAAUAGAAGUUGAAAUUAGCGUUUUAGAUUUCAUCAAAUCCUUUUCAACAUUUAGUUCAAUCCUGUAUAUUAUAAAUUAAUGAAAAUUAUUUUUUUUUGUUCAGUAAUUUGCACGCGAUCUAUUCGGUUUCUAUGGCAAAAUUAUAUUUUUGGUGGUGUGAUCUUUUGUUAAAUGUUGCAAAAGUAGAACUCUGCAUAGACUAAGAAAGGGUCAUAUACAGGGUAUUUCAUGUCAAAUUCAGGUAUUAAAAUCAUUGCGCAAUGGAGUAUGCUUGAUUCCUAUAUAACUCUGAAUUGUAUACAUCAAUUCGAUGUUUCUGCUCUUCUCUUCGUAUUAUCCCGACAACUUACUUGUAUUAUUACUUUCAUCUUCGAUUUUCUGAGACAAAAAUCACCUAUCGGACUGUGGUGCGUUUGAAACUUUACAAUCUAUUUUGCUGCACUAAAGAUUGCUGCUCUCUGUUGAACUGUUGUGAUAUUUUCCGAAUUAUAGAAAUACAUGUAUUUUCAUGACGAA
Styela clava is the source of this 4831-nucleotide messenger RNA. Its product is annotated as centlein-like. The record is from RefSeq and is a predicted model, not a curated record. Gene Ontology annotation, biological process: protein localization to organelle; centriole-centriole cohesion. Gene Ontology annotation, cellular component: centrosome; centriole. NCBI's taxonomy places the organism in Eukaryota, Metazoa, Chordata, Ascidiacea, Stolidobranchia, Styelidae.